GAAGCCCAUUUACAAGUUCAGCUGUUCAGUUGUAACAUAACAGCAGCUUCGGCAGAUAAGCAACUGUUCUCAGUUUGUGUUGCCAUUUCCACUGAGAAAGACACUCACUUUUGUUUGAAUAUCCACGAACCAAACCAUAGGAUUGUGACACAGACAUGGAACUUCUCUCUGUGUCUGUCUCACUUAGCAAAUGCCAAACAUUAUCCUUUCCGAAACCAAAGGCACCCCAAAUUCACGAACUUCCAUUAAACAUUAGAUUACCCAACAAAACAAAUCAUUUCAGUCUUUCAUCAUCUUCUUCUCCUUGUUGUAAUUGGUCCAUUACUAGGGUAGCAGCAGCAACAACAUACCCUUCCUUCAAUCCUUCCACCACUCAGAACCCUCACUGGAUGGUGCUCAUGGACACGCCUCCUCAAGGGGUCAAUUCCAAGCCACAAGUCAUUGAUUAUUACGUGAAAACUCUGCAAACCGUUCUUGGCAGUGAGAAAGAUGCUCAAAUGUGUAUAUAUGAUGCUUCAUGGAACACUCACUUCGGUUUUUGUUGUGACAUUGAUGAAGAAAUAUCCUCCCAGCUGGCCAGUUUACCUGAGGUCUUGUUGGUUAGGCCUGACCUGGAUUUCAACUCUUUGAAAAAAGACUAUAGUUUAUCAAGUGGCGAGGCAGGCCACCUAUCAGGAUUACGAACUAGAACUAAUAUGUUGUUCCCUGCUGGAAAUUCAAAGCAUUGGCUUGUUAAAAUGGAUAAGCCCGGGGUUGAGGCUGUUACCAAGGCUCAGAUUGUUGAUUAUUAUGCUCAAAUUUUGACCAAGGUCAUGGGAAAUGAGAAGGAUGCACAGAUGUGUAUAUAUCAUGUUUCCUGGAAAACCAACUUCGGUUUUUGCUGUGAACUUGAUGAGGAUUGUGCACAAGAGCUUGCUGGUGUGCUAGGUGUCUUGUCAGUUCAGCCAGAUAACAAUUUUGAGUCUGAAAAUAAGGAUUAUGCAGGCAGUAACUUAGAAAAUAGUUGGAAUGUGUCCAACUCUUCUGAAGCAAGUCAGGAAGCUCCCUUGAAAACAAAGAAACUUUUUGUGACAGGGCUAUCGUUUUAUACAUCUGAGAAAACCUUGCGUGCAGCAUUUGAAGGCUUUGGCGAGUUAGUUGAAGCUUUUACUAGCAAAUGGUUAUGCUUGGCAGUUAAAGUUAUUAUGGACAAAAUUUCAAAAAGGUCCAAGGGUUAUGCAUUUGUUGAAUACACCACAGAGGAGGCUGCAAGUGCAGCACUCAAAGAGAUGAAUGGCAAGAUUAUCAAUGGCUGGAUGAUAGUGGUAGAUGUUGCCAAGCCUAACCCACCAAGAUACCACAGGAAUCAUGCUGGAUGAUCAAGUUGACAAAAGAGAAAAGAUAUGGGAGAUAAAUGCAAUGCAUACUUCCUGCAAGUAGUCUUGGCUGGGAGAUGUUAUUAGCAACAUGUGUAACAUCGCUGAACAAGUUACUUCUUUAUUACUUCAUGGCUUAUUCUUCCCCUCAGCCUUCAUUCUGAUUCCAGACUUGUCUUCGGUAUGCUAGCAGGUAUCUAACAACUAAAUCAUAUUCUCUAGAUAUGAUUAGGCGGUUAUGACAACACUUGCCCAUGUGAGUGAAAAUAUAAAUCUCUAUGUUGACCAGGAUUCCUACAGAUUGUGCGAGAGUGAGACCGUAGCAUGCUGCAGUUGACUAGCAAUAUUGUAGCCUCUAUAGGAAUCUGGCUUCCUGUUAAGGAACUGAAAAGAAUGGUGAUGUUUGGGAUCUGGGUUCUUAUUGUUAGGUCUUUGGACAUUAAAGAGUCCAUUUGAAAUUAACAUAUUGUUGGUUGAGAUAGUGUUGUAAAAUAAUAUAUUCUGAACGAGGGAUGAAGCUUUAGCCAUUUGGACUAAAUUUCCAUAUUCUCUUCGAUUAAAUAACAUUAAUGCAUACAUGAGAAUCAAAAAACUUAGUUGGCCUUAUAAGAGUA
Glycine soja is the source of this 1969-nucleotide messenger RNA. Its product is annotated as organelle RRM domain-containing protein 1, chloroplastic. The transcript has 10 exons. Gene Ontology annotation, biological process: mitochondrial mRNA modification; cytidine to uridine editing. Gene Ontology annotation, cellular component: mitochondrion. Gene Ontology annotation, molecular function: RNA binding. NCBI's taxonomy places the organism in Eukaryota, Viridiplantae, Streptophyta, Magnoliopsida, Fabales, Fabaceae. Bases 156 to 1358 code for a protein of 400 amino acids. The record is from RefSeq and is a predicted model, not a curated record.